CCCCCCAAAAAAAAUAUAUAUAUAUAUAUAUUUUGAUCCUGCCAAAAUGGUGGUUGUUGCUUCCUCCUCAUGAUCCCUCCUUCCAAGCAGGGUAUUUUCUACAUCUUCUUUCUUGUCUAUUUCUUCUACACCGAUGCUGCUUCUUUCAUCUCUAUUCUUUCAACUAUUAUUUCUUCACUACUGUGGUUGCAUUCUGCUACUGUUGUUGUUACUUGAUGCUACAAAGUAUUCUUGUUACUCUUUUUCCUUCUCGGCCAUUACUUUUUUGGUUGAAAAAUGUUUAUAGUGUCAUGACCCUAGGAGCAAUAAAGGGUUAAUACGGUAAUAGGCUUAUAAUUGUUGUUAGGGGAUAUUUUAACAAUUGGUUAGAAGCACAUGGGUGUUGUAAUGCAUUCAGUUAAGAGCUAGAUAUGCCUAUAAAAGGCUACUGUAAAUGGAUGAGAUCAUUAUGUUGAAUAAUAAUUGAAUUCAUUCUCUCUCUCAAACUCUAUGAUUUCUUCCUUCUGUUCUCUCUCUCUCUCUCUCUCUUUGUUCUGAUUUGCAACUCUCGCCCUCAUUUCUAUCUACUAUCUUCCCCUAUUUCUAUCCAAUUUUCACCUCCAAUCAUUCUGUUCUUGGUCCUAACCCAUCAGAAUCUUCCAAUUUCCAAUCCAAACCCUAGGUAUGUGAUAAAUUGGUAUCAGAGUAGUCAUUCCUUAGCUGUGAGUUCGGUAAUUCAAUAGCAUCCGUCGUCCGAUCUGAUUCGAAAAUAAUCAAGCUAGAUUCGAAGCAAAGCUUGUAAAUCACUACGGAGGUAGGCAGUUUGUAGAAGUGGUCUUAGUGUCGAAAUUCUGGUGAAUUGGAAGCUAGGAAAUCAAUGGCGAGCCAGCUAAUUUUAGCAAACUUUAGUGGUGAGUCGCGAAGAAGAUCCUAGUCUGAGUAUUAAAGGCAAAGCUGACCGUUGACUCUUGGUCGAAAAAUUCAAGAGGCAUCGAUUGCAUCAGAGUCGUUCAAUGUGUCAAACUGGCACCAACUGAGUAACAAAGCCAAUCGAAAAAGGUGAUUGGGAAUGUCAUUCGACUUUUGGAGGCGAGCGAGGAUACAACUCUGUUAUUGAUCUCCAAUGGUGAUUUACGUUAGUGAUUAAGUGAAGCAAUUCCGGUGAAUUCUGAAGCCGAGCUAGUGGUCACGGCCAUUGGAUGGUGAUUGGGGUGGGUCGCGGCCGUUGUACAUCUUGAUUGGCGAUGAAUGCAACGAUUCUUAGGCUGUUGAUUUCUCCAUUUUGUCGCUGCUAAGUUUCUACACAGUGAAUCUGGUCAUCCUUGUUCAAAAAGUGAAAGGUGAAAUAGAACACAAUAGUUUUGGCUCGAAGCGGUAGGCGGAUUCUAUUCGUAGAGACAGAUUUUGCUCGCGAGAUCCAACACCCUAGGUUGCCAAUUUCCGAUCACCUCACGAUCCGAAUCGGAAGGCAUUUGAGGCGAGUAUAGGAGACUUUUACAUCAAGCGAGCCAGGAGGUGGAGUCGGACCCAUUGCCUAGCAGUUCAUUUUGUUGGGGAAUUGAAGAUCGUUGAUCCAUAAUGAAGUGGAUCUUGAGCGAUAGCUGAUUCGUAGUGACCGGCUAUAGUGAUUUCCAGAGAUCGGCUUGGGUUAGGAAAUUGUUGAGUUGCAGUUGCUUUCAGUCUUGAUCGGCGAUCAAUUGCGGAUCAAGGGAGCCUGAUUGAGUUGCAGAUCAGACGGGCAACUCAGUACAAAUCAGAGCGAGGCGACUUGUUGGAGGUUGAAUUGAGCCGAUUAAAUCUUCUGCUAUUGAAUUGGCUUUGGACAAAUCUAGGUUGAGUCGCUUGAAUUCCCGAAGCAACUUGAAGUAGUACAUGAGAUGGUUGAUUUUAUUGUUGUGUUUGCCUUGAGUUUGUGUGAUAGGAGAUCAAUAAAAUAUUGGAGAUGCAUUAGCUGGAAGAUUAGAUCAAUUAGUUUUAAAUACCAAGUGUAAUUUAGUUAGUAUUUUGGGGGUCUAAUUGUAAUAUCCCAAUGAUAGAUGUCUGCCCUUUCUAUAAAUAAGAGGGCCUAGGGGGCAGUCGAGAGGCAAUCCAAUGAGAGUUUCUAUUCAUCUGUGAUCAAGUACUGAUUUCGUUCUUGAGAAAAGAAAGGCUAAGUGAUUAGAAUUUAGUCUUGUGCAUUCUUGAGAGAAGAAAGGUUUGUACUCGGGGAUAUAAAUGAGGGCCAAAAGCUGAUGUACUGAUCUUAUUUCAUCUGAAUAAAGAUUGUUCUGUGUGGGUGUUGGAUUGCUGGAUGUAGGUUUGCCUAAGGGCAUUCCGAACCAAGAUAAAUCUCGUCUCUUACUGGUUCGAUUUUAUCUUUUUGUCAUUGUAUUUCAUUAUGUUAUAUCUGAUUACUUAAUUGGUUUCUAAUUCCAUAAGUGUGUAAGGAUUCAUGUGGAAGUUCUCUUCGGAUUGGUCCAUGGUUUUGUAAGUCCUAAUAUCAACAUUUUGGAAAUUGAUUCUGAUUUCUGGGGUGAUAGACGGUUGUCGUAGCACUAAGGUUUGGAGUUCGGGAUGCGAACUUCGUUGGCAAGCUUGCCAGGUGAAUUUUGAUUCAUUUAGGCUAUUGCCGGCCAAUGUGGUUAACUUCCAAGCGAAAGAGCAACCCUCAAUUUGGACGUUUGAAUUUGGUAGGUGAAGCAGGGUGGAAAGAGCUCUAAUUUCUGGGCCUGUGGAUUGUUCCGCCCGUGAAAGUUUUGUCAAGAUAGGCAAUGCACACACGAGGCCAUGGGAGCCUCAAUUGCAGCAGAAGAAUGUUGUAUUUUUAGUGGGAUCUCCUGCUUGUGAGGCUAUGGGAAGCAGUGCACGCAUGAUACAAUUGGAACCUCAAUUGCAACAGAAGAAUGCUGAUAAUCAGUUCAAUCAAAGGCGCAAGGAAACAAGCAGUGUGAUACAUGAAACGUGCGAGGGGUUCGACCGUAUGUUACACGAGCAGCUACAGGAAUUUGCAAUGAUACUGAUUAAGAAGUAUCACUCCAGCUUUUUCGCUGAAUUCUUCGAUGAUUAUUGCGGAAGUUUUAACCCAGAGGAAUUCCUUAAAAUGGAGCAAUCGAAUGAGAAGUCAAGGUGGCAGGAAAUCGAUUUGCUGCUUACCUUCAAUGUGGAGUGGAAGAAGUAUACCGGUUUAGGCGGAAUUGACAAGGAAGGUGACUAUAACAACAGUGCUGGCAGCAACAACAACAAUUCUGGGGCUUUGGUCCAGGGUGUGUGGGCAAAAGGAGAAUUAAAAGAACACACCAAUUCCUUUGGAAAAGUUCUUGAUGAGGAUGUUCCAAAUGAUAAUCAUGGAAGUCCAAAACUAGAGCUGAAUGACGCAGUCAAUCAGAUGACAGGGAUAACAAGAGGCAGCAAGGGGUUUCUGGAAUUGGAGAGGAGUUCUCCUACUGAGAUGGAGAAGUUAGAAGAACAAAUAACACCUCAAGAUGCACCUACUAAAAGGUUGCAAGGGAAUAAUGGGGAAGCAUUUGAUGAAGCGAGGGAGGAAGCCAAGACCAACUUGUUACCCCUGGUGGCUCGUGCAUGGGCCGAAGAAUUUGGUGGUGUUCUGGAUCAGAAGUUUGUGGAAAAUGGAAUAGCAUUGGAUCAGGAAAAUCUGACUAAAGGACCAUCAAUCUAUACGGAUAUUGGUGCUGGAAUCCUUCCUCCGAUUUUGGAACGAAACAUUGGUCCAUUGGAUAAGCUGGUUAUAAAAUAGGUUGGAGCUGAGAGUGGUAAUACCUGCAACAUCUAUCCUAGGUUGGGUCCAGAUUGUGAUGGACCACAUGCCGUUAAAGAAGGUCCUAAGGACAUUGCUCCUUUGACUCUGGUGCUGAAGCAGGCUGAGUCGUCCUUGACAAGGGUUAAAGUAGGCCUCAAACAGUCUCCAGUGCUGGUUUUGGUAGGGAAGGAAUAGCUUAAGUGGACAAAACAGAAGGAUUGCCAUAAGGUCUGGGAGAAGAUGGAAGAGGAAGUUGCUGCUGGAUUGCAUGUUAUUACAACUCACUGGCAUGAUCUCUAUAUAAGGACUCUUGAAGAAUACACUCUACAUUGGCACGAAAGGCAAAACAAAAAGAACAUAAAAGUGAAAAGAAAGUGUCCUAGAAGGAGAGAGAAAGAAAGAAGGAUAAACCAGAUAGAGAAGGUUGGGAUUAGAUGUAGAGCAAGGCUAUUUGCUGUAAGUUCUUGGGGACAAGAACUCUCUUAAGGAGAGGGGAAUUGUCAUGAUCCUAGGAGCAAUAAAGGAGUAAUAUGGUAAUAGGAUUAUAAUAGUUGUUAGGAGAUAUUUUAGUAAUUGGUUAGAAACACAUGGGUGUUGUUAUGCAUUUAGUUAGGAGCCAGAUAUGCCUAUAAAAGGCUACUAUAAACGGAUGAGAUCAUUAUGUUGAAUAAUAAUUGAAUCCUAUCGUCUCUCUCAAACUCUCUAAUUUCUUCCUCCCGUUCUCUCUCUCUCUCUCUCUGUGUUCUGAUUUGCAACUCUCCCCCUCAUUUCUAUCUGCUAUCUUCCCCCAUUUCUGUCCAAUUUUUCCCUCCAAUCAUUCUGUUUUUGGUCCUAGCCCAUCGGAAUCUUCUGAUUUCCAAUCCAAACCCUAGGCUAAACCCUAGGUACGUGACAUAUAGUAGAUACUGAUUCCCACAAGGAAAAUUGCACACACCACAAAAUAUAUAUUAUCAGUGAAUAUGAAUUAAGCUCUAAACUGUCUGUAGAAUUGUUGCCUAAUAGAUCAAUAAUUUACUUCAACAACCUGCAGAAUUCACACAAGAGAUGCCAAACUUUAGAUGGAUUCCUCUGGAAAGGGUGGAAAACAAAGUGUUUGAUACCAUGACCAAGAAACAAAACAUAAUGAUUGGCAAUUACAAAUUAUAUGAAAAUAUAAUUACACUAUAGAUGUUAUAUCAAUCAUAUCCUAUGUCUUUUUGCUUGCAUUGCAAGAUAAUUUCCCAUGCCUGAUUUGCCAUCAACACUUCUAGUGAUUGCCACCUUGAUCUCAAGUCUCAAAUGUGGUGAAGCACUCACUCAAUUUGGCAAAAUAAUCGACCCAAGGAUGGUGGAGGUUACCCAAAUAGCACUAUUGAUCUCAAGUAGUAUUAUAAAUGUUCUCUUGGAGUAUUGUAACCACAUUAGAUCUAAUUAGGUCAUUUAUAUUUGCUCAAGUGAGUGGGAAUUCAUAGAUUGGAUACCAAAUUGAAACCAAGAUUAGUGGGUUUGGUUUGGCCUAGUUCUACAUCUCCAUGAUUCCAGAUGUUGGUGACUCCCAUAACUCCUGUUUGGUCUAGUUCUACAACCCCAUAGGUUAGUCUUAUUUCCAGGCUCCUGAUAAUAUAUCCUAACAAGUUACACCUUCGGUUGUUGGCUAGAUAUACCAACUCAACCUAUAACAAUGGCUUCCUUUAUGAGUAGACUUCCAGCUUCCCAAUAUCAGUCGUUUCUAUUUCUUCUCUUCCACAGUUUGCAUGGUGGAAUCUUGGAAAUUCUCUGUAAAUUCCUUCCAGAAAUCAGUUUGCAGGUUCCCAUCUCCAAGCUUCCAGUGAGAGUUACCUUCUGUCCUCCCUUCUUGAAGGUAACCUCCAUUUUGUUGAAAUCAAAUAUUAUUGGACUGAAUGUUCUCAUUCAAUCCACUGCUAACACCAUGUCACAUCCAUCUAACUUUAAUAGUGGUAAUUCAGUGAUAUAUUCUUCCCCUUGAAUUUCCCAGCUGAAGUCAACACAGUUGGAUUUUCUAUACACCUUGCUUCCAUUUGCCACAGUGACCGACAAAGGAAACGUUUUGUGCAACUCACACAACCCAAGUCCUUGGCAGUUUUCUCAUCAAGGAAACUGUGUGUAUUGCCACUGUCAAUUAAUAUCAUUAACUUUUUAUCCCUUACCUGACCCUCCACUUUGAUGAUUUUGUUUGUGGGACACCCCUUUAAAGCAUGUAAUGAGAUUCCUCCUCCUUCUCCCUCAUCAGUGGCUUCCAUUUCUUCUGUUCCUUCUUCAUUUCUGCCUUCCAGAAGUAACAGAUGCUUGUUACAGUGAUGACCAGGAGAAUACUUUUCUCCACAUUUGAAACAAAGUCCCAUCUGUCUCCUUUGUUCUGUAAUAUCAGCUUUUAUCAUAUUUGGAUGAUAGGAUGAGGAUGGGUCUUGGGGAGGUUUUUGUAGGAGUUUUCCCUUAUUGGUUCCAUAAUUUGAAUUUCUAGCAACCGAGGACACCUGUGCUUCCCCCAACUCAAUUCCUUUGUAUGGGAUUAUGUUCUUUCUCAUUAAGGCUUCUACUGUAAGUUCUUGCAGCCUAGCACUCUCUGCUGCCUGUUUUACUGUUCUUGGCUGCAACAUCUUCAUUGUUGGCCUUAAUUCUUCAAUCAAGCCACUAAUGAAGCUUGAGACGAAGUAGGCUUAAGUGAAAUGUGGGUUGAGGUUCAACAUUAGGGAUUUCAGCUCCUUGAAUUUCAGUUGAUAGGCAUGCACUGAAUCUUCUUGCCUUAAUUUGUAAAAUUCUUCGACAACUUCCAUCAUACUUCGGUCUCCGAACCUUUCACACAAAUCUUCUACAAACUCUUCCCAUUAGCAGCCAUCUCUAACCUUGACCCGCCCUGGAACCAGGCAUCCCCUACAUCAUUGAGGUAAGCAGAGGCCAAUGUGACCUGCUGCUGCAGAACAUUGUACAAGAUAAACAUUCUCUCACAUCUUCUCACCCACCAUCUCAGGUUUUGGCCUCCGAACAUCAGAAUGUCUAGCUUUUGCAUAGGAAAACAUGGCUGAUUUUGUGUAACCAGUGUUCCCUGCCGCCUUCCAACAACUCUCUCCUCUAAAUUCUCUCCAAACACAGCAGGUUCCACCUCCAAUUCCACGGAACCAGCUGUCCUAGGAUCUGGUCCAAAUCCUGGAAGGAUUGGAUCAGCCUGUUCCCUGGGAGGAAAUUCAAGAGAUAGCCUUACCGGAUUUUUCCUUGUAAACAUCACCAUGAAUUGCUGCAGUUGUUCGUGAAUCUGAUUUCCAACCUCACACAUUUGACCGACAGCACUGUCCAACUUCUGUUCAAGCUUCCAAUCCAUGGAGACAAUUGCCUCAUGGUUCCUGUUUGAUUCGAUCUCCUAUGAAUCAACCCUGGUUUGCUGAUCAGAGAUCAUUGAGUGGAAUUGGUGCAGCUGGGGCUUGAAAUUCUUCGUCCAGGUGCCAUCUGCCAUCAGGGUUGAGAUCGCAAGUAGGAAUCGCCAGCUGAGGAUGUGCUCUGAAUUUUCUUCCCCAUUCACUGCAACUGUUCGCCGCUGAUUGCGAUCGCUGCAGAUCAACAAUCCUCCAGUUCUGAAGCCUCAAUUUGUUGGAACCACCUAUCUCAGCAUUGCCCUUCAAAUCUGAACAAAAUUACCAACACCCACAGCCGAGAGCCAAUUCUCUUGCUUCGCCUUCAAAAUUUGAUCAAUCGCCCCAACAAUCGCUGUUCCUCACAACAAUUGCUGAGUGAUCACUGCACAAUUGCCCGGCUCACAGCCAAAGAACGAUUGCUCUGAUACCACUUUGUCAGGAUCUUGAACCUGACAGACCAAUUCUCUUCAAUUGAUGAGAAUCAGAACAGAAUUUGGGUGAGAAAUGAGAGAAGAAUGGAGGGAGAUAAGAAGAACAGGAGGGAGCGAGAGAGAAAGAAGGUUUGGGGUUGGGAGGGAGAGAAGUUGAGAGAGAGAGAUCUGGAGUUGAUCGGAAGUUUUGGAUAAUUCUCGAUACCUCUCAUUUAAAUGGGUUAGUGUUUAUAUACUAAGCCUAGUUGCAACAUGACGUUGGCACCAAGCCAACUACAAGCUACACUUCAAGCAGCAACUUGAAGGUACAAUUGCAUACAACUUCUAUGCAAAAAUAAAUAAGGAAUCCCUUUUUAGAACAUGAGGGUUCCUGACAGCCAUAUAGAAAAAGGGAAGAAAGAAACACAUAUAACGUAGACAUGGAUUUUCAAUUGUGCAUUAUCCUUCUAGUUUUUUAUGUGUCUAUUAGUGGUGUGUGAUAUGUUCCACUUCUAUGCAAUCAUGCUCUCAUGUUGAAUGCUCAAUAAUCUAUGUAUAACAGUGGACAACACCUAUAUUAUGGGAAAAAGAAGAGGAAAAAAUAAACUACAACCAUUAAAAUACUGAAGAAAAUAAUAUAAUAGACUGCCUCCUGAUUCUUUCUAGAGACAAUUGGGAGACGGUAUGAAUUAGAUCAAAUGGGAAAUAAAAGUCGGGAAUACAUAGUGAUCCAUCUUUUCAUGCUUUUUACUUAUGAAGGUCAACAAAUCCAUUUAUUGCGCUUUUCAUCAAGAUAAGUCAAGUCAGUAGAGAUUACAUAUGAGGAAGAAGGCCAAGCGUGUGGAGAAAAAUGCACUUCAAAGAAUAUGAGAAACACCAAUAUUUUACUCUGAAUACUCUCAUGUAGUAAUAAGAAAAUCUUAACUAUCUACAAACAAUGAUUUAAACUAAAAACAAUUGCACCUAUUUAUAGACUAAAAUAAUCUAAAACUAAAUCUAACUAGGAUCCCACAACUAUUUAUAGUUAUGAUCUUACUCUAACCUGGAAUCAUUAUCACAUACCAAAUAGUUGGCAUCUCUAACUUAUCAAAAAAUCAACUUGAUCAAUUCAAUGCUCCUCCUUUAAGUGAUUUUUUGAAAGCCAGGCUAAGAUGGACAUGAAUGGACUCAAAUUGACUUUCUCCCAGCAACUUGGUGAAGAUGUCAACAACGUUGUCUUUGCUUUUUACCUCCAUAACGCUGAUGGUGCCUUCAAAAACCUUCUCUCGAAUGUAAUGAUGCUCCAAUUUGAUGUAUUUGGUUCUAGUAUGACAAACUGAAUUUGUCACCAAUUUUAAGGCACUAUUAUUAUCUCCAAAAAGUGUAGUCAGCUCCUGAAUCGGUGGAUGAACAUCUUUCAUAAGUCUUCACAACCAUUUACACUCUUUGAGCUGCAAGAGUAGCAAGAUAUACUAAGUCUGCUUUGGUUGUUGAUUGGGAGACCAAGUCUUGCUUCUUACUACACUAAGAUAUACCAUCUAUCUCCACAAAAGAAGACAUUACCUAGAUGUAGAUAAUCCAAGACCCCACCAAGAUCAACAUUGAUGUACCUAAAUUUGGGGAUAUUAACUUCCUUCUUGUAAUGAUGUCAUGAAUCGCAUAAAUGGGUGUCAAUCUCAACUACUUAUAAUAGAGAUCACACCUAGAGAGUAGGAAGAUCUGAAGAAUGCAGAUUUUUCUAGAGAUAUCUAGAAAAAUUCUAGAGAAUUCUAGAUGCUUCCAAUUAUUUAGAACAGUCUAGAAUUAUCUAGAAUAUUUAAGAUGCUACUAGAAGGUUCUAGAAAUUCUUAAGAUUGCUGGAGUUAUCUAGAAGGUUCUGGGGUUCCCUAGAAGAUCCUAGAGAAGAAGUAUUAAGGUAUUGAGAUGCUUUUAGUAGGUUGUGUGCAAAUAUCUUUAGCUAUACCAUUUUAUGUUGACAUGUGACACAAUUCUAGCCACAUAAUCUUUCCAUGGAUGCCUAUAAAUAAAGGAAGGCCUCAUUUGUAAAGGCAUAUGAGAAAGGUGUACUAUUUUGAAUUGUAAUACAAGAGCCCUUUCCAAAACACCCUUGAGUGUUUCCUUUGCCAUUCUCUUCUAUGUUCUUUUAAUCUAACACUACAUUUUGAAGAAGUAAGGCUGAACUUAGGCCUUUUCUAGUGAAGGAAUUGAGAAGCUUCAAUGUCGCAUGGGUGCUAGAAAGUUAAGUCUGCUGCAAUUGGUAUCAAAGCCAAGGUUUAAGACUUUGUGAAAGAGAUAUGGUAGAUUUGACGGCUACCGAACAUGGUGAGGUUUUGGAGGCACCAACAACAAUCACUAUACCUCUCAAAUGGGGAGGAUGGGGAUGCUCUAAGGAUGUCCAAGCAUACACUAAGUCACGAUUUGAGAGGAUGGAGAAAGUCAUGGCACAUAUAAUGGAGAAACUCAAGGAGUACCCAAGCAAUGAAGGACUUGAGACAUGGGGAGAAGACCUUAAGGGAGAGUUGCAAGGGAUCCUCAAUGCUUGUAUGGACACCCUUAAGGAGGAGUUCCAAGCCAAAAUGGAUGGAGUUUUGGCAUAAGUUGCAACUCUCAAAGAGAAAAUGAAGGUUAUUCAAGAGGAUUGGACUUUUUGCAAAGUAGCAGUUGCAAAUAAGGCAAUGAAUGCUCCUAAGGAAGUGUUGCGGAUAGACCCACCCAAGCACAAGCCAUACAUAGGGCACAUCAAGUAAUGGUUCUUUCUUGCCCCCGUUUGAAUUGAGUAUAAUGGAACAAGAUGCCAGGUUUUGGAUCUAUCUAGUGCAUUUAGACAACUCCAUUGGGACCACUUUCAAAAUUUUUGGUUGUACACGUUUGUGGAUUUAAUGCCCUAUCAUUUUAGGGGGCCCAAAAAGUUUACCAAAUUGGAGAAGAGAGUUCAAGUCUCAUCAAAUUAUCUAUCAUAACAUGAACUAUUUAACAACACUUUCAGUGUCGUCAUCAUUUACUAUCAUUCAAAAUUCUUAUCCAAAUUAUGAUG
Diospyros lotus (date-plum) is the source of this 10485-nucleotide messenger RNA. RefSeq lists its product as uncharacterized. The record is from RefSeq and is a predicted model, not a curated record. The transcript has 2 exons. NCBI's taxonomy places the organism in Eukaryota, Viridiplantae, Streptophyta, Magnoliopsida, Ericales, Ebenaceae. The coding region runs from base 2810 to 3712 and encodes 300 amino acids.